AAAACUAAUGUAGUCUCAUUCACAAUUCACAAGUGUCUCUCAAUUUUACCAAUCCCAAAUGCAAAGGCACACACUUUAACGGUCCAGAUUAUCCAAUUAACACGAACUUUCAUGCAAACACAUCAAACGACGCCACGUGUACGGCUAGAUAAUGCUCAGAAUUUAUAUAACUCUACAAAGUACCUCACUAUAUCUUUGAUCCAUCCACAAAAACCCCUUUGCAAUCACAAAACACUCGUUUCAUUUCGUCACCGUCCACGGCGGAGCACCACCGCCGGCAAAAUUUUCCGACCUUAGUUCCGGUUUGGUGCUCUAAACUUGUUUCAUAAGAGAUCUUACCUUCAUUUGUUGGAUUCCAUUUUCUUCUUAUUCUAGAUUUUGAUUUGAUGGUGUAAUUGAUCGAGUUUGAAGGUUUUGCACUAUUCAGUGAGUUUGAUUAAUCGUUAACAUCACAGAGAUAUGUCUUAUCAGAAUAAAGGCUUUUGGAUGCCCCAGGAUGCUAGUUGCUUAGCUGAAGAAAAUAUUAGCUAUGAGAAAUCUUCAAGAGUCGAACAAAAGCGAAGUCAUCAAUGGUUUAUGGAUACUGGUGAACCAGGAAUAUUCAACAACAAGAAACAAGCAGUUGAAGCUGUUAGUGACAGACCAGUUUCAGCAGUGAAUGUUUCGCAAUGGGACACGGGUUCGGGAUUUCACUCACUGACAGGACAAUUUUCUGAUCGUCUCUUUGGAUCUGAUCUUAUACGGUCUGUUAAUUCAGUCGAUAAAAGCAUACCGUCAGUUGGAAGUGGAAAUCCGAACAUGGGAAUAAAGGAUUUUGGUGAUCAGUAUGGUAUUGAUCCAUCUGUCGGACUGUCAAUAUCUUCUUCAUGUCUGAAUUUUGGCGGUAUCAGGAAAGUUAAAGUUAAUCAAGUCAGAGAUUCUGACCAUGGCAUGCCAGCUGCAUCCAUAGGGAACUCUUGUAGUCUGUCUGAUAACAAUACAUUUUCAAUUGGUUCAGAUUACAAUAAGAUUGAUGGAAAUAUUACAUCGGGCCUAACUUAUAACAAUGGAAAUGACAACACCAUUGCUUUAGGUAUAAGCAAGCCCGAUGAAAAUCUCUUUUCAACCGGUCACAUCUUCCAUAAAGGGGAUAGGAGUUUUUUAUUGAUGGGUCACAAUUAUGGUAAGGUAGAUGAAAGUGCCUUAUCAAUUGAUCGGCCGUCUGAUAGGGGAGAUGGAAAUUUCGUAACAAUGGGUCAGACAUAUGGAAAGGACGAUGGCAAUUUGAUAUCUCUGGGAACGACAUAUUCCAAGGCGUAUGCGAGCAUAACAUCAAUUGGUCCAACCUAUGGUAAAUCAGGAGAAACUUUCACAACUGCUCCAUCGUUCGACGCCGGAAACUCUAGCUCUUUUGUAGGUUUUCAUGUUGACCCUGAACCGAUUCCCUCUGUUGGAAUCAUUAAUAGUUCCAAUCCAUUAAUAAGCAAACAGAACUUGGCUCAAGGUGUAGAUAGCCAGAAGGAUCUGACUGAAUCAAACCCUGAUCCGCGUGUAAAUAUCACUCAAAAACAUAAUGCUAAAAAUGAUACUGUUGUUAAGAACAAAGAGCCAAAUUCGACUAAGAAGACUUCAAACAAUUUUCCUGUAAAUGUCAAAAGUUUAUUGUCAACUGGUAUUUUUGAUGGCAUUCCGAUAAAAUAUUGUACAUGGUCAAGGGAGAAAUAUCUUCAAGGAGUCAUAAAAGGAACCGGUUACUUGUGUUCAUGUGAUGUCUGCAAGGGGCAAAAGGCGCUUAAUGCAUAUGAAUUUGAGCGUCAUGCCGGGGCCAAGUCAAAACACCCUAACAAUCACAUUUUCUUUGAGAAUGGAAAAUCAAUAUAUGGUGUUGUUCAAGAGCUGAAAAACAGUCCUCAGGAGAUGCUUUUUGAUGCAAUUCAAACUGUAACUGGCUCCACCAUCAAUUUAAGGAACUUUCGUAUUUGGAAAGCAUCGUACCAAGCUGCUACUCGUGAGCUUCAGCGCAUCUAUGGAAAGGAUGAUGACUCAGCCAUACCGUCUUAAAUUCGGUUUUGUUCCUGAAAGUUUAGAACAGUUGUAGAUAUGUAAUUUCUUCUGUGUAUGAAUGGUAGCAUAAAAGUUUAUGACUUUGUAAUUGAAAAUUUUAGUUGGUUUUUCUUGUAAGAACUUGAUUGUUUUAUUUAUGGAAAUGAAGAUGUCUAUUUCAUGGUUUA
This is a messenger RNA of Trifolium pratense (red clover), 2210 nucleotides long. RefSeq lists its product as uncharacterized. NCBI's taxonomy places the organism in Eukaryota, Viridiplantae, Streptophyta, Magnoliopsida, Fabales, Fabaceae. Bases 460 to 2040 code for a protein of 526 amino acids. The transcript has 6 exons. The record is from RefSeq and is a predicted model, not a curated record.